Messenger RNA from Dama dama (fallow deer), 1659 nucleotides. It is a transcript of the gene BNIPL, whose product is annotated as BCL2 interacting protein like. Lineage: Eukaryota; Metazoa; Chordata; Mammalia; Artiodactyla; Cervidae. Gene Ontology annotation, biological process: apoptotic process. The transcript has 10 exons. The record is from RefSeq and is a predicted model, not a curated record. Gene Ontology annotation, cellular component: cytoplasm. Bases 90 to 1160 code for a protein of 356 amino acids.
AAAAAGGGGGUACAGAAGUGUUGGGGAGCUGGGGCAUCCGGCUCCCCGACAACUACAAGUGUUUCAAGGUGACAGGAAGACUUGUGAAGAUGGGAACUAUACAAGAAGCCGGAGAAAAGACGGUGGAUCUCGGCAUCAGGGAGAAUGCAGAAACAGCAAUACUAGGAGCAUCCUUGAGACUUGGGGAACUGGAGCUGAAGGAAGAAUGGCAAGAUGAAGAAUUUCCUAGAUUGCUUCCUGAAGAGACUGGCCCUUCUGAAGGUCCUCAUGAUCCUGGAAGAGACACACAGGCAGGCAACCCCAGCACUUUAGCCCUGUGUGGCCGGCGCCCUAUGCGCAAGCGUCUUUCUGCCCCGGAGUUGCGACUGAAUCUGACUGAGGGGCCUGGAGAUGAUGGAGCUUCUCCCACCCACUCUGGACCUUCCUCUUCUGAUGGCGGUUCUGACCUGGAGGUAGACGAGUUGGAGACGCCUUCAGACUCGGAGCUGCUGGACAGUGGACAUGAAUUUGAAUGGGAAGAUGAGCUGCCUCGGGCAGAGGGCCUGGGGGCCAGUGAGGCAGCUGAAAGGCUGGGCCGAGGUUGUAUGUGGGAUGUGGCCGGAGAAGAUGGUCAUCGCUGGAGGGUGUUCCGAACAGCACAGAGGGAGCAGCGAGUGGACAUGACUGUCAUUGAGCCCUAUAAGAAAGUCCUAUCUCAUGGAGGCUACCAUGGUGAUGGCCUCAAUGCUGUUAUCCUCUUUGCUUCCUGUUACCUACCCAGAAGCAGUAUCCCCAACUACACCUAUGUCAUGGAACACUUGUUCAGGUACAUAGUGGGAACUCUGGAGCUGCUGGUAGCUGAAAAUUAUCUGCUGGUUCACCUGAGUGGAGGCACAAGUAGGGCCCAGGUUCCACCUCUGAGCUGGAUACGCCAGUGUUAUCACACUCUGGAUCGGCGGCUCCGGAAAAACCUGCGCGCUCUGGUGGUUGUCCAUGCUACAUGGUACAUGAAGGCAUUCCUGGCAUUGCUUCGGCCCUUCAUCAGUUCCAAGUUCACACGAAAGAUCCGUUUUCUGAACAGCCUUGGAGAGCUGGCCCAACUCAUCUCCAUGGAUCAGGUCCACAUCCCAGAAGUUGUCAGACAGCUGGACCACGAUCUCCAUGGCUCGGGAAGAACCUAGCAUAGGACUGGAAAAAUGGGCUUAAGAACCAAUCAAAGAUAUGGAUCUGCCUACACCCUAAACCCAGACACAUCUCAGCUGUUUUGUAAAUCAUCUCAUCUUCAACCCCAGUACCACUGGAUCUUCACAUCUCCGUGGGAUGUCUUUCCUUCCAUGCCCCUGACUUCAAAGCAGGGCCCUGAUGUGCUGGAUAACUUUCGUUUCAGCUGGAGGGCUGCAUGUCGUGGCAUUUUUUAAUAGGAAAGCGCAAAGCUGUGCUGCUUUAGCUGUAGAACUUUGGGCAAAUCACUUCAUCUCUUUGAGUCCGCGAUCCUUUUCACCUGGGGUAUUCCCGCAGUCUGUAGAGGUGAGGGGCGGGCGGAUGGGGAGGGCAGGCCUGCUCCAGGGGGCCAGGAACCAGUAGCCUCAACGUUGAAGAGCCGUUCUAUUUCCCUCUUCCCGUCAAUAGUCACGUCUGCUGCCUGUGAGCCCAAGCAGGGGCACUUUCAAAACCUGUACU